Molecule: messenger RNA, 738 nt
Organism: Cetraspora pellucida
Lineage: Eukaryota; Fungi; Glomeromycota; Glomeromycetes; Diversisporales; Gigasporaceae
Source: the annotation of a GenBank genome assembly
AUGCCACUAGCUAAAUACAAAUCCCCAAAAAAAUCAGUUACGACGAUUAUCGACGUUGUUCGACCUUCCUUACCCGCAAUCACAAAUAACACAUUACCUAAUCAUAUUUUAGGCGCAACGGGAAAUCUAGGAACUCAAGUUGUAUGUCAGGCGCUAGAAGCGUCAUAUUAUGUGACUAUCCUAGUUCAAAACGAAAAAAACCUCCAGUUUAAACGACAUCAUUUAAGGAAUCCAAACCUAGUAAUCUUAGUCGGUUCCGUGUUCUCUCGCGACGAUUUAAAUCGAGCGAUUAGGGAUCAAGAUGCUGUAAUAAAUUGUCUUGGAUCUCGAAUGAUGCUGGCUAGUGAUAUUAAGAUAUGUUCUAAAUCUCAAAAAAUCAUUAAUCAAAGUAUGAUGGAGAAUAAAGUUCGUAGAUUAAUUGUCGUCGGCUGUGCUAAAAAUCAAAAAGUUUCGGUAUUUCAAAAGUUUUUUAGCUGGUUUACUAUUAAGGGGAAAAUGUUGGCUGACAAAGAAAUACAAGAAUUAAUUGUUAAACUGGAUACGGAAUUUAUUGAUUGGACAAUAGUUAAGCCUGGAAAAUUAUAUGAUGGUGAGUUAACCAACUACAGAAUCAACGACCCUUUAACUAUGAUGAAAAUUUCAAGAGCUAGCGUCGCUCAUUUUAUUUUAAGAGAAUUGCGUACUGGUAUUUGGUUAAACAAAGCUCCAACUAUUAGUGGUUUUGAAAAAAAGUCAUGA